CUGCGCUGGACACCUCCCUCCACUGAGAUGGCCGCAGGAAUGGGGGUCUGGGCCGGGCAGCUGUGGUUGCUGGCCAUCUUGGGGGGCCACCUGGUGCCAGCAGAGGAGGUGCUGUCGGGGGUGGAAUUCGUCCAGCGGAGCCUGAGCUCGGAGGAGGGGCCCGGCGAGUACCUGUACGACUUCGACGGCGACGAGAUCUUCCACGUGGACCUGCAGCGCAAGGAGGCCGUCUGGCGGCUGCCCCGGUUCGGGGAGCUCACCGGCUUCCAGGCCGAGGGCGUGCCGGGGGACCUGGCCAUCCUCCGCUCCAACCUGGGCGUCCUUAUGAGCCUCUCCAACAACACCCCGGCCCAGAACGUGCCCCCCAAAGUGAUGGUGUACCUGGAGAAGCCGGUGGAGCUGGGGGAGCCCAAUGUGCUCAUCUGCCUGGCAAACGAGUUCUCACCCCCAGAGAUCAACCUGACCUGGGUGAAGAACGGGCAGGAGGUGCAGGCCACGGAGGAGACGGACUUCUACCCCAAUGCGGACCACUCCUUCCACAAGUUCUCCUACCUGACCUUCGUCCCCAACGCCGAGGACAUCUACUACUGUCGGGUGGAGCACCAGGGCCUGGCCCAGCCCCUCACCAGGGAGUGGAAUGCCGACACGGCCGAGCCCCUUCCAGAGACCGAGGCUAAUGUGGUGUGCGGUCUGGGACUGGCCGUGGGCAUCGUGGGCAUAAUCGUGGGCACCGUCUUCCUCAUCAAGAACCGGCAGAUGAACGAGGCCAACUUCCGCCGGAGGCCCAGGUAAUCGAGGGCAGAUGUAUCACUCCCUUCCUCUCCAGAACUGCGCCUGCCACUUCCACAACCCGCAUUCUUUGCUCCUCCUUUCUUGGCAAAGCCUUUCCUCCUUGAUCAACUCAGAGAACUGUGUGGGGGGUUUACUUUCCUGAUCCCCAGCAGCCUUCCACGUGGCUCCUCCUGCCCAGUUUGGUGUAGUGGUUGUGUGCGCG
This is a messenger RNA of Gekko japonicus, 994 nucleotides long. Its product is annotated as mamu class II histocompatibility antigen, DR alpha chain-like. Gene Ontology annotation, cellular component: MHC class II protein complex; membrane. Gene Ontology annotation, biological process: positive regulation of T cell activation; immunoglobulin production involved in immunoglobulin-mediated immune response; immune response. The transcript has 5 exons. The record is from RefSeq and is a predicted model, not a curated record. Gene Ontology annotation, molecular function: MHC class II protein complex binding. Bases 28 to 792 code for a protein of 254 amino acids. NCBI's taxonomy places the organism in Eukaryota, Metazoa, Chordata, Lepidosauria, Squamata, Gekkonidae.